GAUGUAUCACUCGACCUUUCUUACAUAACCGAUCGUAUCAUUGUGUGUGCCUGUCCUACCACGAAAACGCAUAAAAUGGUGUACAGGAACUCACUCUACGACCUCUUGCGAUUCUUGGAGAACAAACAUGGGGACCAUUGGAGGAUUUGGAACUUGAGGGAAGAGUGGAGAGGUGACUAUGACGUUGGUGAUAUUUCCUUAAGGGAUAAAAUGUGCUAUGAGCCAUGGCCGGACCACCAACCUCCAGAUUUCGCAAAGUUGGUUUCGAUCAUUGGCGCUAUUGGGGAGUUCCUAUACGACGAUCCUUUGAACGUUGCGGUGAUCCAUUGUAAGCACGGUAAGGGUCGUUCGGGAUUGAUAGCCAUUGGCGUAUUGAUGAUGAAGUUUGGGUAUCCGAUGGAGGUUGCAGAUGCGUUGUUUACAGAGAGGAGGAUGCGUUCAGGGUUUGGGUCAGGGCUAUCUAUAAGUUGUCAAAGACGGUAUGCAGAGUACUUGGAC
Molecule: messenger RNA, 498 nt
Organism: Williopsis jadinii
Lineage: Eukaryota; Fungi; Ascomycota; Saccharomycetes; Phaffomycetales; Wickerhamomycetaceae
Gene: TEP1
Product: putative phosphatidylinositol-3,4,5-trisphosphate 3-phosphatase
Exons: 1
Biological process (GO): protein dephosphorylation; cell motility; regulation of phosphatidylinositol 3-kinase/protein kinase B signal transduction
Cellular component (GO): nucleus; cell projection; plasma membrane
Molecular function (GO): protein tyrosine phosphatase activity; phosphatidylinositol-3,4,5-trisphosphate 3-phosphatase activity
Source: RefSeq, a predicted model, not a curated record